AUGAGCUCAACAAGGACCAUCUCUGAAGUCAAGCUCGGUUUUCUUCGUGACCAAAUUCGCGUGCUGUCGGCGCCGCUCAGCCCGUCCCCUGACUGGCGCGAAUACGGUCCUGCCACUGAGGACGACAUCGGCGAGAAGGCCAUCAGUGAGAAUGCAGUCAACACGCUUUUGAAACAGCAUAACCGUGCCGUCUUCUCGACACAGGCAAUACAUCAUGUCUCCCAGCAGAUUGAGCGGCUUUACUGGGAUUCCAUCAGCCCGGAGUUUGGCCAAGAGGGUUCCCGACAGCCUGACAUUGACAAGGGAGCUGAUCUUACGAAUGCCAGGAAUAUCUCCAAAUUACCGGAUGAGUGGCUUGAAGACGGGGUAGAUGAGGAGGACAAAUCUCGAUAUAAGUUUCUUCGAGAAAGACUUGUCAAACUUGAUGCAGAACGAAAGAAAAGGGAGGAUAAGCUACUCCAAUACAAGCACUUGAAGAGCUUGUUGGAACCGUUUGAAGAUCCAUUGAAUACCAUCCAGCCUAAUCUUGCUACAAGGGACGGGGAACUCGGGGCAGAGCUAGACCGUAUGAGGAUGCUGCUGGCCAAGGUCGCAAGCAAAGUUGGGAAAAUUCAGAGCGACACUCAAAACUCCGAGAAAAAAGCAGAAGAAGAAGAAGAAGAAGCUAUUAUGGACACAGAUGACAAGCUAGCCAGACUGCUGGAUAUGACUUGA
Molecule: messenger RNA, 714 nt
Organism: Trichophyton rubrum CBS 118892
Lineage: Eukaryota; Fungi; Ascomycota; Eurotiomycetes; Onygenales; Arthrodermataceae
Exons: 4
Coding region: 1-714 (237 amino acids)
Cellular component (GO): Mis6-Sim4 complex
Source: RefSeq, a predicted model, not a curated record